Messenger RNA from Episyrphus balteatus (marmalade hoverfly), 1838 nucleotides. It is a transcript of the gene DCTN4-p62, whose product is annotated as dynactin subunit 4. The coding region runs from base 111 to 1613 and encodes 500 amino acids. The transcript is spliced from 6 exons. Lineage: Eukaryota; Metazoa; Arthropoda; Insecta; Diptera; Syrphidae. The record is from RefSeq and is a predicted model, not a curated record. Gene Ontology annotation, cellular component: dynactin complex.
AUGUUGUCAUCGGUGGUGUCCCAGCUUUCAGCAAAAAGAAAGACAAAACUUUUAUUAAUUUUUUCUAACAAUUUUCCCUGCAAUUUUCUUCAAAUUUAACCAUUUCCAUCAUGGCAAAUUUCAUGCAAGAUAGUGUAGUUAAAUUUGCUUGUUCUUGUGGAAUUUUAAAUCCAAUAAUGAAGUUAUAUUUCUGCCGACAUUGCCUAAAAUUAAGGUGUGGAUUUUGUGUUUGCCACGAAGUGGAUUCAAAUUUCUGUUCAAAUUGCUUGGAAAACAUACCCUCUUCCGAAGCAAGACGAAUGAAAAAUCGAUGCACUAGUUGUUUCAAUUGUCCUUGUUGUCAACAUACUCUUUCAGCUCGAGCAACAACUGUUGUUGUACCAAGGAAAACAGAUGAUCCUCCCAAAGAAGGUGAACCCGAGCAAAAGGUUUUAACCAAAAAGAUGUACUAUCUAUCUUGCUUGGGAUGCAGAUGGACGUCCAGAGAUGUGGGCAUUCCCGAUCAAUCUGUUGCAACUGGAUCAUGGCCAGACAAUGAAUACGCACACCAAACACGCUUCGAUGCUCUUCUUGAAUACUAUCAGUCGGUAGUUCUACAAGAAAAGCAAGAAAAACAAGAAUACAAUCGCAGGAAGACUCCCAAAUCGCACAAAUUUCCUACUUUGACUGAUCGCACUGGUUUAACAGUGGCAAUUAUUCGACGUCAAAUGGGCUGGCCCGAUAAGAAUCCUCAAAAAGCGAAAUUGAUUCAAAUCAGUCCCUCGGCAGCCACUGAGGAUGUUGGUGAAUUGAAUCCAUCAAUCUUUACUCAGAAAAUCAACAUCAAAAACAUUACAACAAUUCAGCAGCGUCAUGGUCAACCAGCCGAUCAACCAUUCACUGUAAAUAAUCUCUAUCCACAGCGCAAGUGUUUGUGGAUCAAAAGAUCCCUGCGCUGUCGCCAAUGUGAGCAUAACGUCAUCAAGCCCGAAUAUCAUCCCGGGUCAAUUAAGUACCGCAUUCAAUUGUUUGCAAACUAUCACGUUCCCGAUGUUCUCCUUGUGCGCUGUGAGAAACCAUUGAAACCUGGAAACAUGACUCAAAUGAUUCUCAAGCUGACUAACCCAACCAUGCAUGACAUGACUAUCACUAUUAUGGAAUUGCCAACUGAGGAAGAGGAACUCCGUAUGAUUGAGGCUAUGCGUAAGAAUUUCGAACAACAAGUGGCUGUAACUGCAGCAACAUCGACUCCAUCUUUAAAUACAAGUCUUUCGAGACAGACAUCGCUAACUGAGGAGCCACGUUGUGUUAAGAAUCCAACAAACGCUACUCUAGAAAUGUUGGAUUCUUCAUUCGUUUUGAAUCAGCGUGAUGAUUCAACGGAAUUCGAUGAGGACGUUCAAGUUCAACGAGAAGAACCAAAAUUCAUUACUUGGAGAAAAUCAAACAAAGUUACAAUCAAAUUGAACUUUACUCCUGAUGAAGCUCUCAAAGCAGGUGAUGAAGUAACACUUGGUUUUCUUAUGCAAUACACCUAUGUGAAUACUGUCACAAAUACUCCCGAAAAAAAGGAACCACAAAAACAUGCAUUAGCAUCGAAAGUUUAUAUAAAAGUUGGGCAAAUCGAAGCUUAAAUGAUAUUUGUUCUUGAUGCAUAAUAUUAUUCCUGUUUGAGAUUGAAUCUAUUGCAAAGGAUUUAUUAAUUUUUUUUAAUUUAUUUUCAGUUAUUAUUUUAAAAUUUGUUAUAAAUAAUCGACUGUUUCCUUUUAACUGACUUGGUUUUUUUUUAUAUUCGAAAUUAUUUAUGCUUUACCUAUGCGCAGUGUUAAUAAAUAAAGGAACAGCUUUCAUCUAAAAUA